UCCGCGGUGCCCUAGGGUGGCUGACAGUUCACAAAUCAGACUUCUUUAUUUUGAAUGACACCUUUCUGUUGCCUUUCCUCCUUUAAUGUUACCAGUGGAAAGCUAAUAGGCUGCUAUGUAAAGUUCUUCAUGCAUGUAAGCUUGACAAGCCAAAGCAAGACAGGAAUUUUCUUUUGUCAGAUUGGACAAAUUUCUCUUCACAUCUUUUAUAUCCUCCCCCUCUGUGGGAUUUGAAGCUUGUUCAGAACCCAGCUGGAGACUUGUGCUCUUCUUAAAAUAUUGCGAUAAUUUUAUUACUUGAAUUUCUGCAGCUUCUGCCAGUCUUCAUAAGGUUUCAGGUAGUCAUAAAGAACAAAGGAUUUAGUAAAUGUAUUCUAAAAUACUACUUUUAACUUCUGUGAUAAGAAAACCAGUGGUGACUGUAUUUGUCUAACAAAAGCCUCAAUGACAAAAUCGCUUGCAUCUUGUUACACUUGUCAAAUGUUGUCUGAGUAUACAGAAGUUAGCAAUGGAAGGUAGAAAUGCAAGAUACAUCAGGGUGCCAUAAAUGCAUCAAAGGAAGUAACAGACUUUUUCACAUGAAGGACAGAGAAUGUCACAGGUAUGACCAAUGUGGUGUAAGAGGGAUUCCUUUCUGUAGUAACAUGUGCCAUUAACAUUAUCAAAGAUACUUUGCAGUGGUACACGAAAGUUACCCAAAUGCCUCCUCCUGCUAUGCAAAAGGAGCUAUGGGACUUUAUCAAGAGAUGGCUCUCACAAACCCAGUUUGCGAGUCCCUGCUCUGUAGCAACAUAAGCUUUCCGCAGCAAACCAGGCUCCUUCUACAGUAUUUCACCUGCUUCCCUACCUUGGUACUUGAAGCUUAAUUAACAAUUUCAAGCGAAAUUCUGUUCUACAGAAUUGACUCAGCCUUCAUUCUUUCUGUUGCACAAGUCACAUACCUGUUCUCUACUUAGUCACUGAGAUUGCCAAAACUCUGAAUAAAUUCGUCUAUGGCAGGAUUUUCUUCAAACAAUAUCAGGCAUGGUUUGCUCUUAAGGUACAACCUGUUUUGCCUUUGUGACUAGACACCACUUAUCUUUUCCUUAAGAAAUUGAAUUGUGCAGGAUACCUGCAGGAUGACUCUAGAACAGGAUGUUUUACCCUCAGUCUUGAAAGCAUUCAUUGUGCUGGACCUUACAAUGCCAGCAGGGUUUUUUCCCCCUCCAGCAGCUGAGAAAUUUGAAAGUAGAGUCUUCUGACUCAUAGUCAGAGAGUAAAGAACUGAGGUGAGUUAAGCCUUUACAACCUCCCACUGUUUGUUACCACUCCUUUCCUGGAGCUAACCACCAAACAUCAUAGUUUGGUGAAAAGACAAAAUGCCUCUGCCUCAGCCAUUUGAAAUUAAAAAUUCAUGCCCUGGGGCAUGCAUAGCUCAUUUACAAUUAGAGCUAAGAUGCUGGUCUAUAAAGUGGAGCAGCUGAUCCAUGGCACAUGUUCUGCUCUGUUAGCUCAGUUACAGGGGUUGCAACCUCCAGCAAAGAUGCAGAGCAGACUCGUACAUAUCCUCAGUGACAUUGGCCAAAAUAACCUAGCUAUUUGACAAUUAUACCAAUGCGGCUGCUUCUAUGUAAUCAGCUGCCAUAGUUGCUGAAGAAAUACUAUGUUAGUCACCAGUGGGUGGAAGAAAUGUUGAUAGAUAAAAAUGUAUGUACAGUGUGUUCUCUACACAGUGAAGAUGAAAAGAUUCAAAAAACCCUUUUCUGAAGGCUAGAGUUUUGUGAGAAUACUAUGAAUCCAGUGAGAAUACUGACAGAACUCAGAGGAAAAAUGGAUUACAGGAUAGGAGUUAUGUACUUGCAUAUCUCCAGAGAGCUCUCUACAGACUUCAAUUCCACUGGUACAGCAAUCUGUAAUAUUACUGUUGAAAUCUGUAGGGCAUGUCAAGGUGACGUUCCCUGGCAGGAUCAGAGCCUGGGGGCAUGAUGCUUCCUGUAGUUGAAGUAACUCUGCUUCAUCAACAGGCUACUUUUGAUCAGGCAGCGUGCAGUAAACACUAAUCACGAGGUUUCCUUUGUUGGUUUGGUCACUAAUUUUUACCCAUAAGCUGUCAACCUGUUCAUUGCUGCUUUUCUAAGACAGCUCUGUGCUCUCAAUCUAUUAUUUACUUUUUUUUUACAUAAAGGGCAACCCCCUCCUUCCUUGCCUAUCCCUUCUGCAUAGUAUAUAGCCAUCAAGUGCAGCUCUCCAGUCAUGCAAUUCAUCCCACCACGUUUCAGCAGUACCUAUUAGGUCAUAGCUUUCCACCUGCACCAUGGCUUCUGCUCCUCCCUCUUUGAAACUCUAGUGUCUGAAAAUAACCAUCACAAAGACCAAAACGAUUGAAAUAAUGGUAAGAAGUUCCUUAGUGGAUGGAUUUUUUGAUCAAGUAACUCAAGAUUUGGCAAGCUGCUGACAGUUUAUUGUGGAGUCUGAAAGUCCUGAGAACCUGGAGAAACAGGUUGGGUAGCAGCCCAGGAGGCAGAUGUCCUCGCAUAGCUGGGAAUCAGGAGGGUUUCCUUUGGAAACCUGCCAUGUUUCUACUGAUGGAUUCAGCAUAAUCAUGCUCUUCCACAAAACACUUUGAUUUCAACAAAUUAUCCAUUUUCUCAGAAUGAAAAGUACCAUGUUGAAAAACUCCAGCAGGAUGUCUCCUCUAUGAUUUAAGCACUUUUAAAACCUUUUCCAAGUGUGUCUUGUUUCUCCUGUAUUGCAAAUAAAGCUUCAUCGGCAAAUAAUUAGUGCUGAAAAAACCCUCAGAAGUUCUCAACCUUUCAGAUAAAUACUCAAAUAUAUGUUGAAUUCUUCAGUUCUUUAGGACCAAAAAAAUCUUAUGUGUUCACUAUCUAGGACUUUUAUAGAGCUGAAAUUUGUGAAAGAAUAGUGUUUCAUAUUAUACUGUGGCGUUUCUAUCCCCAUGAAGUUUUUGAUUCAAACUUUGUUCAAUUCUUACUUAUCCUCACAACAUCACCUAUGCUUUGUACCUCAGAGCACUUUGCUGAGGGUAAGAGCAUGCACUGCAGAACAAACUGUGGCUAUGAAUGACCAAGAAAAAAGACCAAGAUUUGCUAGCAAUAACAUUCUUGGCUCAGAUCUUGAGACCUAUUAGACCGAUAGCCAGAGAAGAAGAAGAUGAGUCCAACACAGAUUCUUGUAAUCCAUAGCCUGCUUUAGAGUUUAUAAUUUUCAUGAUUUUGCAUGAUAACAAGAUAGAUUGAAAGUCAAAGAAAAGGGCAACAGCAACUCCUCAUGUGGUUGCAGAGUCAGAAGACAACACUGAGGAGGUGAAUACGUAACCAGCUUUCCCUGGGGUUGGGGUUUUCAGCUGGUAGUCAAGUUCAGGCAGAAGUUAAGUCAUGCCUUGGGCCAUAGUCCCUCUGGUGUCUGUAUACUUGUUCCUUUUCCAGUUCCUGCAUUAGGGCCCUUUGUCAAAUCGUAUUACAAUAUCUCAGACUAUCACUUUUCAAAUAAACCAAAAAGCAGAGUGAGAGCACACAGGUUGAAGCACUGGUGCAUAACAGCCUGUACUGUUUCAUUGUCAGCAGGCUAACGCCUGGACACAGUUUGGGAAAUAGUGUAAGACACUGGCUGUUAGUACGAGGUAGUAUGGAUGAAACUACCCUUUUUUAUUUGGGGAAGAGAAUUCAGCUGUGUAUGCAUAUAUAUAUGUACACACACUAUGUAGCUAUAUUUGGUCAUAUGUUUCUGUGUGGCAACUUCAUUAACCUGAGAUUUUUGGUUUUGCUUCAUGAAUUUCUGUCAUUUCAGUGAAGCAUCACUUAUUUAUUCUUGCUGCUGCAUUUCUGGUUAUGGUACAUUAGAGAUUGUUUCUCAUUGUCCCUUUUCUUUGGUAACACACGCUAUGUGGUAACAUUCUCUAUGCAAACUGUGCUGUGCCACUUGCCCUGAUGUGCCAAAACCCAGGUACUGGCCCAUUUUAAUUUCAUGAAGGACAUAGCCUUGGAGGCUUACAAGAAGUUUUUGACGCAUUUAAACUCUGAUAUCACUGCAUGUUAUGUCUAAAUUCUGUACUUGAUGAAGAUGAUUACUGGAGCAGGAGUGAUCAGGGAAAAUGCCAAAGGGAGGGUUUCAAAUGCUUUUUUUGCAGAGAAUGCUGUGAAGGCUUCUAAAAGGGUAGAUAGACAGCAAGAGGCCAGAGUAUGCAUGAAGAGGCCAGAGUAUGCAUGAGAACAGACAAAAGACUUGUAAUCUGGUAUUUUUCACUUGGACUUUGUCUUCAUUUUCUAGCUAACCCCAAACAAACCUUCCUUUUUCUGCCUAUCAGCAAUGUAUAAAUAAAUCUCUCAGUGCAUUCUAUAAAUAAACACAAUUCCUUCAUUACAAAUGACCUUUCUACUCUCAGCUUGGUUACACAGAACAUGAACCGCGUCCAGGUGAAGGUCAUAGGCUGUAGCAUCUUGUGAGAGUCCAUCUAAGCAUGUGUGCAGCAUGAAGUAAAUGUUGGUUGGGUUAUUUUUGCAGUGCUAAGGCAGUUUGCCCUAAAGUAUCAGGUAUACACAAGAGGCUAUGGUCCAGCAGUGCCAGACUACAUGAUUUGGUGAUUUUAGGGCUGAUACAAGGCUUGUUUGAGCAUGCCCAGGAGUCCAGAGGGCAGAAGUUCUUUCUGUCCAUGCCACCUCUCCAUAGACUGCUGUGCCCCUUUAUACUAAGAGGUAUAGGUGUGGUCUCCUCUUGAGAGACCAAGGCAGAACAGUUUGCAGUUUGUGGGAUGUUUGAGGGAAUCCUAUCAUCUUACAGUGACAAAAAGUGCCAACACCCAGAUUAGCUUUUCCUGGCUUCUGUUGGACUUAAAAAGGAUACCACUGUCAGAGGUACUGCUUUGUUAGCCUGAAUUUUGUGUAAAGCGUACUCAUGUCAGUGGGACAUCAUAGUGAGUAACAUCCUGAGGAAACAGAUGCCUGGGGAGGGAAGAGGAGGGGGUAUUGCUUAUCUUCUGUGAUAACAUAGAUCCUGUUACAAAUCCAAAGUUUAAUUUAUUUUAAUUUAUUUUCAAAGUCUGAAUUUUGGAGUAUUAAGGGUACACAGAGGAUUUCAUUUGGAACACUGCAUUUUCUGAAGCUGUUUCAGGACCAACGAAUUUCUUGAAGUCAUGUUCCCAGGAAGGUGGCUAAUGGGAGUAGCUGAAGUAGCCAAGCUGUAAUAUAAAUGUAUAGUGUAGUGGUAUUGCUCACCUGAAGGUAUAUCCAGUAAACUUCUUUGGAUACUUAGGUGUUAGUCUCAUUACUUUGUCCACCCUGGACAAUGGAGUCGUGAUCUUCAGUCCUGAAGAACAGAAGAGUCAAAAGAGUGCACCUUAAGUGCUUCCUGCACUAUAACGUCUCUGCUGUUAUUACUGCCUCUCCGCUUGAUUCCCUAAGCCAGCUAAGCCAUGCUUUUGGGCUUUUUGCUCAUUUCAGAAACUACCAGACAACAAUUCACGGAGCAGACAGUUGCAGAUUUCCUUCACCCAGCCCAGUGAUGCUGCAGGGUUGACUGCUGGCCAUGUGGCCACUGGAAUGGAAAGAAACACAGUGAUGCUCAUGGGACUUCAAAGGGGAGCACUGGCUGGUCCCUGUGGGCUGGACCUGGACUGCACGCUUUGUCAGAAUUCCCUUCAGUACUUGGUUACAGUGUUCAAACAAGACCAUCUAACUGGCCAUGGUACGCUGACAUUCUUAGCAAUUUAAUUAAGAGCCUUGGAGAGUUCUUGCACUGUAAGAGAUGUGAAAUUAGUGCUGUAAUGUAUUUUGAUUUGGUUACAUAGACUGGCUUGGGAAUAGAGGUUUUAUGAGAUCAUUUUCUACUGCUAAUGGGCUUUGAAAAUAUAAUUUCUGGGUGGUGGGAGAUAUAAUCUAACAAGAUCCCACAGUCUAACAGUCAUAACAAGGAUAUAAGAGUAUCCCACCUAAUUUCUCCUGAGAGAACCAACUAACGUAACCUCUAAAAGAGAAUGCGGAAGUAGCGGGGCCUAUGAUACUUUUGGAAGAUACUGAGGACGGGGUAGGCAUUCAACAUCUUGUAGGCUACUCUCUACAUGCUUACAAACAUUAAGAUCCAAUUUUCAGUAUCACUGUGUGUGGAGAAGAUAAUGUUCUGUCACAGUCUUUUUCAUCAAUCAGUUCCUAUGCAAACUGUGUCUCAUGUAGUCUGUGUAGGUGUGGGACAAGGUCUCUUUAUUACAUGUAUGCUGAAAGGGAGGUAUCUUUUUGUUAGUGAUUAGUGAUUAAUGGUGGAAUUAGUGAUUAAUGGUGGAAUUUGUCCAGAAAUGUGGCCACAAAAUCUGUCCUAAUGCGGGUUCAAAGACUGUAAUAUUCUUAGCAUUGGCAUAGAGAAUUGGGGAUUUUUUUCUUCCAAUCCCUAAGCAAAAAUUCUUUUCUCUAGUUUACAGAUGCAUUUUUUCACUCAGUCACUUUGUACUUCAUCCAUAUAAACCACAUUUCCUAAUUUAAAUGCGUAAUAGGCACAGUUUCAAUAACUAAUUUAUGUAUGUUUCUUCACUAAAGUUAGGUAGGAUAACCUUUCCCCACAGAAGGUAUAUAAGUCAGUAAAAUACAUGUAACACAAUUUCAUCAAAUACACAGAAUUACUGAGAUGUACAAAUGCACACUCAUUUUAUGUACUUAUGUUUUCAUUCUUAAAGAAAAGAACUCAAGCAUUAUAGUUUUUAUGCAAAGGAGACACAUUAAUUCUCAUCCUUUAAAAUUAAUGUUCAGCAUCCUUAAAUGUAAAUGAAUAAUUUACAACUCUGUAAUUAUAUUCAAAUCUCUGAGGGAAGGGAAGCGAUACCUCUGGUUUUCUUCCAGUUUUUAAUGGAGUCUAUAGCUGUUGUGGCAGAUGUUACACUUUGAGUAUCAGUAUUGUUCCAAUAUCCCUGCCUAAAUUUGCAGAAAACUUGAAAUCAAAAUAAUGGGGUGUGAAUUUCCCCAUUCAUUUCAGUUAUGCGUUAAGUGUUAAUGCCAGUUUAAAAUUAGCUUUAAAAAUUAGAACUGAUAAUUAUGGGAGGACACAUAAUUUCUUCCAAAGUAAAUCUAAUUGUAGAAGGUCUGUGUGGAUAAAAUGAAGAACCAUGCUAAGCAUACAGAAGAUUUGUAUGUUAAGGCCUUUAAGAACAUAUUGUAGGAUCUGUUGGGUAGAUCAUAACUGGUUUAUUGCAUCCAUUUAGCUUGAAGACAGACUUAACUUUCAUCAGUUUGGGAUAUGUUACGUCAGGUAAUGUGUAAAAGACCAUGAGAUCACGAAUCAUUGACAAAAUGUAGUUUUUUAUGUUUGUAAGGUAUCUAAGAUCUUCAUCAGGAGCUGUAAAUUCAGGCAGGGAUGCACUGAACUGUACACAAAACCAAAAUUAAAUUCUCCUCUGUCUCUAUGCCCAUAAAUUCCCUUCUUCUAUUUAAACCACUGCUGUAGUCCCAGAUUUAAUUAAAACAGUGAUUAAAGUAUCUGUAACUGCAUACUCAAGCAUAAGCUGUAGCACACUCCUUAACAGUGGAAAUGCAUGCCUGUCAUAUUUUUGUAAACCUGUUGCUUUCCCUUAGAAGCAGGCAAGCCCAUGGACUGGACUGAAACGUUAUGUCCCAGGUCCAAGGAGAGCAUGAGCAGGUAUUUCUAAAAGCUGUGUGUAUGGAGUACAUGCUUGUUCUUAUUGCAAGGAGCACAGUAUUUUCCUCUGUUGCCAACGUACGAAACCAGGACUGGAAUUUUCAGUGUUGUGCAAUGUUGUACUUAUGCUGUGAGCUUGAUUGAUAGGUAUUUGCAAUGCCAGGGUUUUUUCUUUUUUUUUUCUUAAUGUUGCUUGUAUGUGUGCUAAUGGUUGUCUGCAAGCUACAACAUUUGCUUAACCGAGGUCCUGCCUUGGUGCAGAAAUGAGACAUUCUGUGUUUCUGGCUCUGUUUUGUACCACUGGACAGCAGUGAGAACUGUGUCAGUAAUUUCAGAGGCAAGGGAAUUAGGACUUGUAGAACAAUGUAAGUUUUAUUGAAUACUGAAUAACAAGGCAAAAUAACUCUUCUCUUACUUUCAUUAGUUUUCUGUUUUCUUUGCCUUUGUCCCCAGCUUUUAUCCUCUUAUUUUCAUAAUCAUGAGAAGCCAAAUUAAUCUCGGGUAUAAGACUGCCAAACCAGCUUUGAAUUUGUUUGACUGUUCUGACUCUUUAUGCUUCUAGCCCAGCAACAAGGGCCAGAGACUAGCUAGAUCUUAUCAGCUGAGGUGUUGGGUGGCUCAUUAGUUUGACAGAUUCAUCUCCCAUUCAGCAUCAGAUGCCCACAUGUAAAGACACAUCUACUUGUAUCAUGGCAGGAAUCCAUUCACUCAUGACUCAUUUUAUUUCCUUUUUGUAUUAGGUAUGCCACAGGUCAUAUGCUUUGCUUCCGAUAAAAAUCAGUUAUUCCAUCUGUAAGUAACUGCAUAAUUAAAUCCUGAGACAGUAGGAGGGAAGGGACCCAGAAGAAGAACACUCUUCCACUCAGAGAAGUAAAGCGAUAAAAAUAGGUGGCAAAACAGCUGGCAAAACUGUGGAGAGAAAAAGAAAAAUCUCCAGAGUGUAAGACUGCAAAUUGAGGAAUGAAAGUAGUUUCAAAGUGUCUGAGAGAAGUUAAAAUAAUGAAAUGGUAAAUCCAGAGGGGAAAACUAGAAGAUCAGAGCCAGGAUCAAUGAAAACAAAUGAUAAGGAGAAAAAGCAAAACAGACAAAACAUUCCCAUCUGUCAGCCAGAACAAACAAUCAGGGUAACAACUUGACAUGCUUUUCUGAUUUUUGAAGGAAGGAAGGAAAAUGGCAGCAAAAAUAGCGAGGAGGACAGUUUAAAAACGUGAUAGUGGAGGUGAAAGGCUUCUAUUCAACAGUUUCUGAAAUAAUCUGUUUGCAGUUCUAGUUGUAAACCGGGCAUAUAAAUUGGCUUUCAAAUGAGAGCAAACAUAAUUUAUUUUAAUUUAUAUAUAUUUGCAUUGGAUAUGUGGUGUAUGAUGGCUUUAUUUUAGAUAAUAUUCUGUCUUUGUAGUAUUGUUUUAAUUGCUCUUUAGUAGCCAAGUAGAUUGAAAUGCAGUAUCUUGACAGAGAGGUGGCAACUCUGUGCACUGCUGCUCUAGUGGAGGUGGAGUAAAAUCUGACGAGUCCCAACCUUGUACAGACAACAGAGCCUUGUACUGACAACAGAGCCUUGUACUGACAACAGAGGUAGUACAGUACUCUCCUUUACCUCAAAAAGAGUUUGUAUUUCUGGAGCAGGCCAAUCUGGUUUGUAACCUUGCUGUCCCCAGUAUAGUUUUGUAUACAUGGCAGUAACAAAACAUAGGAUUGCAACAUCCAAGUCACUCUCCUGUCCUCAUCCAUGAAGCAGGAAAAUCUCUUUACACUGAAAAGCAGCAGAAACAUCCAGCAAAAACAUUCAGCUUCAAACUCAGCUGCCUGGACUUCAGAAUCUUCGAUGAUGCCUAUGCCUAAGUUCCCAUUAUAGUGACUGGAGCCUAUGCAGCUCACCACGUGCAUUUAAUUUAGGAAGAGCUGAACAGCUCUCUAGACUUAAGUCUAGACUAAUCUUAUCUGCUAAAGAUCUUGAUUGACUAUAGUGGGAGCACAGACACCUUGCUGAUGUACAGACACCUGUGUGUAGGAGUCUGAAUCUGCAAGCUAACAUCCUGCUCUUCAGGUGAGGAACCCCAGGCAGAGCACUGGGGAGUCCCCCAGGAGCAGGCUGGGUGGACGCACAGCGUGCCUGGCAGCCUGGGCUCCAGCUGCCACCCAAGCCCUGACACUGCUGUCCCGCACCAGGAGGCUGCACGGCCCCCACCAGCCGCCAGCAGGCUGGUGAGCUUGGUGCGUUUGUUCUUGUGCUGGGAUCAAGUAUAAGGUAUGUUGUGUAGUGAAAAACGCAGCAAGUACCAUUUUACUCAGGACUGGUGGAUAUUUUCUCUACUAAGGGCAAACAUACUGGCUGAAGACUCUGUGUUUUAUAACCCCUGCAUGCAAAACAUCCCACUGUCAUUCACCAGACCUUCACAAUUCUGCUAAAUUGUUCUGGGCCAUUGGGAGAAAAAAAAAAAAAAAGAAAAAGUUGGGUCAUUUGUUCGUAUAAGGACAAAUUAUAAAAUCCAUGCCUGUUAUUUAACAUUCAGUUCACUCUAGUUCUGCUGGCAGUGCUCCCUCCUGUAUUUCCUGACCAUGUCACUACAAACAAGCUUUUUGGAGGGGUGAUGGCUGAUACAGGCAGUUUGAAAUGCAGCUGAGAGGGGGAGUUCCUUUUUGUAUUUAUGAUUGUAUUUGCUGCUGUAUCUAAUAGGACCUCUGACUUAAAAGAUGUUGUUUAGCUUAUAAAGUAAAAUCAAAUAUUACAGGUCCUGUUUUCAUAUUAAACCCUUACCAAAUUUAAAAAAAGAAAAAUAUUCUUGAGAAAUCAAACAUUCUGGUAUUUUCCAUGUCAAGCUGAUCCAAUGCAGACAGCACAGACCAAAGAGAAGAAUUUUUGUGCUUGUGGUUUAAAUAGGAUGAGGUUGAUAUCGUCUUCUUCAAUGUAAUCUCUUUCUACAGUGAUAGGAUAUCGUGUUUCUAAUUUUAAUUAAAAAGAUGGGUGGGUUGGAUCACUAAAACUGAGAUAUGGGUUUAGGAUGUGAAUGUAUAGCCCUGCUCCUCCCUAUAAAGGCUGGGACUGCUUGUGUCUGGACUCAUCUUUUCAAUUAAUUUGCAGUAAUUAAAGGGUGCUGUGUGGGAUGGGGCUAAAGAGAAACACAAUUAAAAUGUAAUGCUUCUCCUUUGGUAUCUGCAUCCUUAUUUAUUUUAAACUAUCUUCAAUGCUCUGAAGAGUUUAAGUUCCUGUAUCACAUACUGUGCAAGCAGAAAUAUGUGAGUGAACUGCUGCCAAUGGCUCUGAGCAAGCAUGGGGCAUGAUUCAGAUUACACUGUGUUUUCUUGUUUGGAUCUGAUCUCCUUGCUAGCUGAGGCUGAGAAAGGCAGCUCUAGGGGAUUUACUUCUAGCAGCAGCAGCAGCACAUGAUCCAUCAAUCGCGUGAUUCUCACCACCAAGGACUAAUGGGGAGGGUGAAGAAAAAGUGAAUGCUGCCUUGGGGAAGCAACAUCAUUUUCUUCUGCUCGUGGGGCCCUUCCACCAGCUGGACGCUUCAUGGCUUCUCCCAGGUUAGAAACCUACUGCUGCCCGAACCAGGAUGCGGCCACACAGCUAGUGAUGAACUUCCAGCCUGAAGUCUUCUGCGGAGUUUGCAUUGGCAGCGCCUCCAUCAGUCUGCUACUGACCGUCCUGCAGCUCCUGCCGAAGAAGGGACAGAGCUCGCGGAAGAUGCCCAAAGCCUCCUCCUCUUCCACCAUCCUUCUCCUUAUCUCCAUUUGUGACAUCCUUGGUAGCUUAGGUAUGAUCUUCAGAUCAAGCGUAUGGCUAGGCUUCCCAGGCUUCAUAGCUAACAUUUCUGUGGUGAACGGGACCAGCAUGUGGCCUUCUGUUUUCUGCGUGGGGAGUGCGAUGUGGAUCCAGCUAUUGUAUAGUGCUGGCUUCUGGUGGUUGUUUUGCUAUGCCGUUGAUUCUUACUUGGUGGUAAGAAGAUCAGCAGGACUGAGUACAAUUGUGCUGUACCACAUGAUGACAUGGGGCCUCGCCGUGAUGCUCUGCGUGGAGGGAAUUGCACUGCUUUACUACCCUUCUCUCUCCAGCUGUGAAAAUGGCUUGGAGCAUGCAAUCCCACACUACAUCACAACCUACGCCCCGCUCCUGCUGGUGCUGGUGGUCAACCCAAUCCUAUUCAGGAGGACAGUAUCAGCAGUUGCCUCCUUACUGAAAGGGAGACAAGGGAUUUACACAGAGAAUGAAAGACGUCUGGGGACAGAGAUUCAGAUCCGCUUCUUCAAAAUUAUGCUGGUAUUCGUUAUUUGCUGGUCAUCCAAUAUCAUCAAUGAGAGCCUUUUGUUCUAUCUCGAAAUGCAGCCAGAUAUCAAUGAAACACCCCUGAAAAACAUCAGAAGUGCUGCACUGAUCACGUGGAUUAUUAUGGGGGUUCUUAACCCAAUGCAAGGGUUCCUCUUCACAUUAGCAUUCUAUGGCUGGACUGGAUGGAGGGUGGACCUAAAAUGGCAAAAAAGAGAAAUACCCUGGGAAUCAAUGUCCUCAUCCACUGUGGGUGAAAAUACCUAUCCUUCACCAGUGAACUACCAGAACAACAUCCAUGAUUCAAAGAAGACAGCAGCAACUGACAGCCAGCAGACCGAUCAGGCUAUAAGCAUGAUGUCUGAAGGUAACACUAGCAGUGAUGACAGAUUAACUAGGAGCUCUCCCAUCUACCAGGGCUGGUAGUUUGUAGGCACAGAGCUGGAUCCGACUUCUGAUGUUCCCAUGUCAUCAUGUGAAACUGUUGCACUCUCUGGAAUUAGGUUUGUGCCCAAUAGCUUGAUGUCAUUUCCUGUAACUUGUGUGUGUGUGAGAGAGAGGGAGCGUGUGAGGCAGAGAUAUUAUGAUUUGGCUUCAUUUGCCUUACAGGAUAUGUGUUAACAGGUAUAAAGGCCUAAUCCUUUUUCAACAGGAGUGUAUCUCUGCAAAGAUCUAUGUUACUUAUGAUUGAUUUUCAUCCAUUUUGUUUUAAUCUCUCUUGUAACCUUCAUAUGGUAGAAGUCUUUUGUUUAAAUAAAUGAACUGUUAGUAUGCUGAGUUUUUAAA
This is a messenger RNA of Strigops habroptila (Kakapo), 12664 nucleotides long. It is a transcript of the gene GPR143, whose product is annotated as G protein-coupled receptor 143. Gene Ontology annotation, cellular component: melanosome membrane; plasma membrane. The record is from RefSeq and is a predicted model, not a curated record. Gene Ontology annotation, biological process: melanosome organization; G protein-coupled receptor signaling pathway; regulation of calcium-mediated signaling. Gene Ontology annotation, molecular function: dopamine binding; L-tyrosine binding; L-DOPA binding. The transcript is spliced from 8 exons. Lineage: Eukaryota; Metazoa; Chordata; Aves; Psittaciformes; Psittacidae. The coding region runs from base 11126 to 12304 and encodes 392 amino acids.